Messenger RNA from Symbiodinium necroappetens, 680 nucleotides. NCBI's taxonomy places the organism in Eukaryota, Dinophyceae, Suessiales, Symbiodiniaceae. The record is from the annotation of a GenBank genome assembly.
GCUCCGCGACGCUUUGCUUACCUGAUGCGCUGCAGCUUCAAGAGCUCUUUCUGGAGGUGCCAGGUUUGGCAACUCUCGAUCUCUCUGACUGGGCGGUCUUCGGUGAGCUCCGACAGUUGGAACUGCGCGGCUGCAACCUGCAGGAGCUGGCUCUCCCGCAGGGUGGUGAGCUCCGGCGCAUCACGCUGAGGGCGACGCAGCUCCCAAAGCUGCAGUUUUGGCUAAAGGCGGCUGAGUCUGUCGAUGUCCAAGCACCGAACAUCUCGCAUCUACAUAUCGGUGGCUGCGCUGGCCUUUCCAGCCGCUGCUUGUCUCAUCUGCUGGCAGGUUGCCAACAACUGGAACAACUACAGCUGUCCCAUUGUUCGUCCGUUGAGUCACUUGAGCUUUCCUCCACGAGUCUCGAGGAGCUGAAGCUGCGUCUCAGCAGAAGCCAUCGCUUGCAGACAUUGCGCCUCCGGUGCCCCAGCCUAACGUGCAUUGCGCUGCCUUUGGCACCGCUUGCUGGUGCAAAUCUGCGACGGUUGAGCCUUGAAUCUGCAAGGCUCACACGCUUGGAUCUCAGCUCCUUGCGGUGGCAGGAGCUGCUUGAGCUCAGCCGGGUGCUUGGCAUGCUUGGCGUACUGUUCAGUGUUGAGGAUUGGGUGCCAAAUGCAUCGUCCCAAGUUUGUCAGGGAUAA